AACGGAGAAUAGAACAGAUCUCGUUCUUUCUCUUUUUCUCUAUACGAAAAUAUUCUUAACUUCCAUUUCUCAAAAUUAUAUAUAUAUACAUGUAUUCUCGUAUAAAUUUCAACUUUUUCCUUUACGAAAAUGGAAAAUAUUUAAUUAAUAAUUUAUAAAUAAAAAAAUAACAAUCCGAAGAAGACGACCGACUCUCUCUCUCUCCUUCUUCGUUCGACCUUUUUUUCUGUUUUGCAGAGACUCAGAGCAAGAAAAUGUGAUGAAAAUGGGAGUAGCAAAGGCUUGGAGGUUUAGCUUCAUAUCGCCCAACCUGGCUGUUCUCCACACCCAAAAACCUCACAAUGCCACUGCCACCGACACCGCCACUCCCAAGCCCCUCGCCUGCUAUAGAUCCCCCAAUCCCUCGCCCUCCUCGUCUUGGUCACUCGUCUGUGGCCUUAUGCUCUUCGGCCUGGGCUUGAUUUCUCUCUUCACCGGUCAUGUCGCUUCUCAUCUCGAAUGGUACUCCAAUCGCCUUGGCAAGCCCUCUAUCUACUCCAAACUGGAUUUCGGACGUAGGGCGGCGCCCAUUGAUAUCUGGAAAUCAAAAUACUCCAACCAUUUCUAUGGAUGCAGUGAAAGAGGCCCUCGUUUCGCUCCCGCUACUCGCCAACGAUUCUCCAAUGGCUAUUUACUUAUUGCAACUAGUGGAGGGCUGAAUCAACAAAGAACAGGAAUAACAGAUGCUGUGGUUGUUGCGCGAAUUCUUAAUGCUACAUUAGUUGUGCCAGAGUUGGAUCAUCAUUCCUUUUGGAAGGAUGAUAGUGACUUUGUUGACAUUUUUGAUGUCAAUUGGUUCAUUGCUUCUCUUGCUAAAGAUGUCACCAUUGUUAAGAGAGUUCCUGAUAAAGUUAUGCGGUCAAUGGAAAAACCUCCAUACACUAUGCGCGUUCCUAGGAAAUCUGCCCCUGAUUAUUAUCUUGAACAAGUGCUGCCAAUACUUUUGAGGAGACGGGUUGUGCAAUUGACCAAGUUUGAUUACAGACUUGCAAAUGACCUUGAAGAAGAACUGCAAAAGCUGCGCUGUCGUGUCAACCAUCAUGCUUUAAAAUUUACAAAACCUAUACAAGAACUUGGUCACAAACUUGUCAAGAGAAUGCGAAAGAUGGCAGGACGCUUCAUUGCGGUUCACUUAAGGUUUGAACCUGAUAUGUUAGCAUUUUCUGGAUGUUAUUAUGGUGGGGGUGACAAAGAGAGAGGUGAACUUGGUGAAAUCAGAAAGCGCUGGGAAACAUUACCUGAGUUAAGCGCUGAUGGAGAACGAAAGCGAGGAAAAUGUCCACUUACCCCUCAUGAAGUUGGUUUGAUGUUGCGAGCACUUGGUUUCGCAAAUGACACAUUUCUCUAUGUUGCUUCUGGUGAAAUAUAUGGUGGGGAAGAAACUUUACGUCCUCUAAGGGAACUCUUUCCCAACUUUUACACAAAGGAGAUGCUUGCAAAUGAAGAGCUUAAACCUUUUCUUCCUUUCUCUUCACGAUUAGCUGCCAUUGACUACAUCGUCAGCGAUGAGAGUGAUGUAUUUGUCACCAAUAACAAUGGAAAUAUGGCUAAAAUUCUGGCGGGUCGAAGGCGGUAUAUGGGUCAUAAGAGGACCAUCAGACCAAAUGCAAAGAAACUUAGUGCUCUGUUCAUGGCAAGGGAUAAGAUGGGCUGGGAUACUUUCUCAAAAAAGGUAAGGUCUUGCCAGAGAGGAUUCAUGGGCGAACCAGAUGAGAUGAAACCAGGGCGUGGUGAGUUUCAUGAAUAUCCACACAAUUGUGUUUGUGAGAAACCGUUCAAGGAUUUUGAGGACAGGGACCAUGUAGAUAGCUCAGUUCACGUUGGAAUAGGUUCAACAACAAAAGUUGAAACUAGACAUAAUGGAGAUGGAGUCAAGGUGACAAUGGGUUAAAAAUGCUAAAAAGUGUGAAGUUGGGGUCUCUGAAAGGGAACAAGGAGAUGGGGUGUUUUUUUUUUUAUUUUCUUUUGUUAAUUUAUUUUUUACCUGGUACAAAAAGCAUCAUGAAAUGGUGGCUAGACUCAUAUCUAUAGAGUGAUUGGAAAUGAUGGUGAGGUUGCACCUUUAGUUUUGGCAAUCCUUCAUCACACGAGCUUGAAAUUUGGAACAGCUCGACAUUUUGAAGCAUUACCAGGUUGCUGCUUGGUGGUGUUGAUUAAGUUGAUAAAGGAUAGAAUUGGACCUUGUAUAGGAAAGGCACUUUACUUAGUUGCAAUUGUUCAUAAUAGUUUUUGCUAGAUAAAUAGCUGUGUAGAAACUAUGUUUGAAGCUUGUAAGUCGAACAAAUCUAAUUUAAUUGUGUGAUUACUGUUGU
Messenger RNA from Humulus lupulus (European hop), 2351 nucleotides. RefSeq names its product O-fucosyltransferase 29. Lineage: Eukaryota; Viridiplantae; Streptophyta; Magnoliopsida; Rosales; Cannabaceae. The transcript is spliced from 9 exons. The record is from RefSeq and is a predicted model, not a curated record. Bases 260 to 1930 code for a protein of 556 amino acids.